Molecule: messenger RNA, 2162 nt
Organism: Dendrobium catenatum
Lineage: Eukaryota; Viridiplantae; Streptophyta; Magnoliopsida; Asparagales; Orchidaceae
Product: TOM1-like protein 4
Exons: 11
Coding region: 229-1833 (534 amino acids)
Biological process (GO): protein transport to vacuole involved in ubiquitin-dependent protein catabolic process via the multivesicular body sorting pathway
Molecular function (GO): phosphatidylinositol binding; ubiquitin binding
Source: RefSeq, a predicted model, not a curated record
CUAAUAAGCAUUAAGCUUCUACCAUCGUUCCCCGGAUACGAAAAACCAUACGGCGUAGCAGAGGAGCCAUUCUAAUGUUCGAUUUCCAUCUUUGAACGGUCUUCUCACUGGAAGUCGGUGUCUAUCUAGACGCCGUUUACUUUUUUCUUCUCCAGCGUUGAAGCGGGAUCUCGCACCGCUUUUCUCUAAAGGGUGAGCUUUGCUAUCCAGAGGAGCUGCGGCUAGGUAAUGGCGAACGGUGCGGCAUGUGCGGAGAGAGCGACGAGCGACAUGCUAAUUGGCCCUGAUUGGGCGAUAAAUAUUGAGUUGUGCGACAUUAUAAACGCGGAUCCGGGACAAGCAAAGGAUGUUCUUAAGGUGCUCAAGAAGCGGUUGGGAAACAAGAAUCCAAAAAUACAACUUCUUUCCCUUUUUGUGUUAGAGACUUUGAGCAAAAAUUGUGGGGAUAGUGUUCACGGGCAAAUCAUUGAACGAGAUAUCUUACAUGACAUGGUUAAAAUUGUGAAGAAAAAGCCAGACUUGACUGUAAGAGAGAAGAUACUGGUUCUCAUUGAUGCAUGGCAAGAUGCUUUUGGAGGUGCUGCAGGGAGAUAUCCUCAGUACCAUUCUGCAUAUCGAGAAUUGAGGGCUGCUGGAGUAGAAUUUCCCCCUCGAACAGAAAGUACAGCCCCUCUGUUUACCCCUCCACAAGCACAUCCUAUAGAGCCUCAUCCUGUUGAAGCAACUUAUGAUGCUGCUUUACAGGCUUCUCUUCAAUCUGAUGUUUCUGCCUUAAGCGUGGAUGAGAUUCAAAAUGCUCGAGGCAUAGCUGAUGUGCUAUCAGAGAUGCUUAAUGCAUUGGAUAUUCAAAGUUCAGAGAAUGUCAACCAAGAAGUUAUUGUUGAUCUUGUAGAGCAAUGUCAUAGCUAUCAGAAUCGAGUCAUGCUCCUUAUUAAUAACACUGGAGAUGAAGGACUUCUGUUCCAGGCCCUUGCACUAAAUGAUGACCUGCAGAAAGUACUACAACGUCAUGAUGACAUUGCUAAAGGGACUCCUAUUAAGAAUAACAGUACAGGAGGAGUUUCUGUUGCGUCUGUAAGAGCUCCAGUUGCCCCUGUUGCGCCUCUUGUUAGUCUUAAUCAUGAGGAUGACGAGGCAGAGGAUGAGUUUUCUCAGCUGUCACGCAGGAGCGCAAGAGAGAAUGCAGUUGGGAAAAAGAAGUCUUCUAAUGUUAAGGCUGAACAGACUUACUCAAGUCCAAUUCUUCCUCCACCACCACCUCCAUCACUAUCAGCUAAGAUGCCAGCUUCCCAUGAUUCCUUUCCAGUUGAUUAUCUCAGUGGCGAUUCCUACGAAGGAAAAAAACGAUCAGAAGCUCAUUUCAAACCACCUUCUCCUCCGUCUGUCACUGACUACCCCCCUCCCUCUUCAGGAACCGACUAUGCUUCAUCUUCAAUUUUUUCCCCUCCGCCUAAAUAUGAUGAGCCCAAAUAUGAAGAUGAGCCUAUUCUGAACACAAAGUCGAAUGAAGAUCUUCCAAAGGCUCCUUGGGAAACCCAGCCAGCCAAUUUUCUGCCACCCCCGCCUUCAAGACAUAGCCAAAGGCAGCAGUUUUUUGAGCAGCAACACCAUCGGUCAUCUUCAUCUGAGUCAGAAUCUUUCAAUGGAUUUGCAACAAAGACAGAGGAUUUCUCUUUCAAUCAGCAGAAGUUGCCACAGCAUUCGAGCGCACAAGACUCCUCAAUACCAACACGGCAAACCAAACCUGAGGAUGCUCUAUUCAAAGACCUGGUCGAUUUUGCCAAGGCAAAGUCAUCAACAACCAGGCCGCCCGGUAGCCAGAGGACACGCUGAGAGGUUUGCUACAGGUUCUUUCAUAUUCCAUGGAUUGUAAAGCAUUAGAGAAAAGUAUUUGGUGCAGAUUAGGUAUAUCAUAAUGUCACUUUUUAUGUGCACAUCUUAUGAUAUAUAUGUUUCGUACAUUGCAAGUUAUUGUCGAGUUCAUGGUUUCUGGACCUUCCUAAAUUGUAUAUUUGCUACAACAGAGUCGACAUACCAUCAGUCUUUGGAUGUCAGAAAUUUGAGUUCGAGGAAAUUAAGAAAUGUUUAAAAAGUUUGUCAAUUGCUACAGAUUAUGAUUAAAACACAGAUUAUUUGAAUUAAAAACCUGCUGCUUUUUACUA